AGGCAGCGGAAGAGGCGGCGGGGGUAGCAGAGACUCAACUAGCAUCAGGUAAUGAAGGAGUCGACCACCGCCAGCUCUCCAACACCGUGGUCCGUCUAGACGCCUUAGAGCGCAUGCGCGACGCCAUCAGACAACUGGAGGAACUACAACAAGAUGAACACCCACACGCUAAGAGGAGUGGGGGAGUAAGUGAAGAGGAGAAGAAGCGAUCCCAGGACUCAAGAAUAACUAAGAGGAGGAGUGUGAGGAGGAGGCUGAGAAGAGGAGAAGAGGAAGAGGGAGAGGAUCUUCACGACCUGUUUCUCGAGAAUACCAGGGAAGAGUGCCCGGUGCUGGACAGGAUCCUGGUCAACUGUAUGGGCGUGAGUGAGGUGGUGGGAGACAGAGACCAAGCCUUCCUCAACUCCUGCCUACGACACGAAAUCUGCUAUAUGUGUGGCGCUAGCUUGGCAGUGAGCCGCCAUGAGUGUGAUGCAGUGUUGUCGUCGUCCCUGGAAGCUGACUGCGCCAUUAACCUGGACUGUAAGAGUGCCGCGGGCAACACCUUCAACCUCCUGAGCAACGACGGCCGCUACGACGCCGAGGGCACCUGUACCCCCGACCCCUGCGUCAAGCGGCUCCUAGAACACCGCUGAAUCCUUCACCACCUCCCACCCACGCACGCGGGGGGACGUGGUCGGUUCAAAUGGGACUUUCUUCUUUGACUCUUGGUUGGACUUGUGGGAAUAAGGGAAGAUAAGGAAGGGACUUUUUAUGAAACCUUUGCCCAAGACGGAAACAAACUCUUUGGCCUUUGGUAUUUUGGACUUGUGGAAGGACAGAUUUGACUUGUUAUUUGCCGUACAGAAGGGACGUGCCCAUGUCAGCUAGGAUUGUUGUUACUUGUGUUUUAGACUUGUGAAAAACUGAGAAGGACUUUUAAGUGAUGGUGGAAGAUAAAGAUGGACUUGUAUGACCUUCGAUGGGACUUGCUGAAGGAGAUAGAGAGGGAUAACAGAUUGGACUUGUACUCUGACUGGUGACUUAUGAAGGACUGUUGAAUUACGGACUCAUUUUUUUUCUCUUCUUUUGUCGGACGUACGAGAGACAGGGAUAAAUGAGAGACGUUGGAUUUCUUAACAUACGAAGUUUUUGAUGUCGUGUUGAGAUAGAGAGCGAGAGAGAGAGAGAGAGAGCGAUUUUCAAUUUAUCGUCUGGGUCCCUUGAGAGUUGAGGCAGUGACAGGAGUCUUAGUUGUGUGAUUAUCUUUCCACUUAAGAGGUCUCCCGUUGACGCUUGUUCUUAGGGGUAAACAUAAACAGUGCGUUGUGACGUUUAGUGAGAAUGAUGGAGGAAGUCUGGAGCAAGCGAAGAGUUUGAUCGUGUGAAGUAUAGGAAUGUUUUUUUGUUUUUCAUCCUCUCUUUACCACUGAAGGUAAUAAAUUAAAAUGAAAACAGGUUAAUAAUUGGUGACUGGGAUAAAGGGAAGAUGAAACUAGCAGAAGUAGUUGUUGGUAAGAGAACUGAAGGAUAAUAGGUUUUGGUGUGAUGAGAAAGGUUUGUCCCGGCGACCCACCGAGUACACAAUUGUUUUUCUCCUUUUCUCUUCGUCACUGAAAGUAAACAUAAUAACAAUCGGUAAUCGGGAUAAAGGGAAGAGAAAUGAUGGACAAUAGUUUUUUGACGUUCUGGUGUUGAUGGUGUGACCUGUUCCACAAGUGUAAACAACUACUAUAUACAUACAUAGAUACAGUCCACGACUACGUUGGUUGACGACCUGAAAUAUUUCUCUCCUUUAGAUGAGUGUAAUAAUGGACAAUGUUUCAGUGUCUGUAGGAAUAUGUGUAUUAUAUAUCCCUGAUAAUUCAGAAUACAGAGGUCUGUUGUUGACCAGGCCUUAUUAUCGGUGUUGACAGUCAACUUCUUGUGAAAAGAUUUCCCAUCUGUAUGAUGUAAACUUCCCAGCAGACAAUGUCCAUGUUGAUGUGUAUGUUACUUCCUUUUCUUCAUGCUGAGUCAAUAAUUAUAACACGAUGCCAAAGACCAAUCAGGAAGCCAAUAAAACCCUCGAAAUUAUCUGAAAAGAACUAUGUGUUCCAAUAAUAUUUUGGGUAUAAGUUUGUGUCCAGUGUCCCAGAGAUUUGUAUUGUAAAUAUUUCUUAUAACUGAAGGUGUAGAAAUGUAUCCCAGUUGACUUAAAAUAAAUAAAAUUAAAUAAUAUAACAAAAUUAAUAAUAACAUUACAAUAAGACUCACUCAACUAGACACAUUCACCUAACACAAGAUCGAGGAAAUAUUUACAUUACGAACUGGUGAGAUUCUGGUCCCAGGAAAGUUUAUUUAAAGGUAAAAAAAAUAAUAUUUCUUAUAUACAUCUCACACCAAAAAUUACUAUUAGGAAAUACAAAGGAAUUCCUGUGUUUAAUGCAUUGUUCCUUUGUUUUGGAAAUUGGUGGAAGGACUUGAGCCAAUGUUCAAGACGAGUGUGUGUGUGUGUGUGUUAACAAAAACAAAUUGUGUUGAGUUUAAAAGAAUCUAUUUAUUGUGUAGGACAAUUAUCUCUGCGAUAUUCUUGGAAAAAAUAAAGAUAUCAAGUGUUA
Homarus americanus (American lobster) is the source of this 2579-nucleotide messenger RNA. RefSeq lists its product as uncharacterized. NCBI's taxonomy places the organism in Eukaryota, Metazoa, Arthropoda, Malacostraca, Decapoda, Nephropidae. The record is from RefSeq and is a predicted model, not a curated record.